Molecule: messenger RNA, 1309 nt
Organism: Brassica napus (rape)
Lineage: Eukaryota; Viridiplantae; Streptophyta; Magnoliopsida; Brassicales; Brassicaceae
Product: F-box/kelch-repeat protein At3g04660-like
Exons: 1
Coding region: 168-1040 (290 amino acids)
Molecular function (GO): protein binding
Source: RefSeq, a predicted model, not a curated record
AUUUUCAUUGCACCAAAAAAAAACUUUUCUAUUAAUUUUUGUAAAAAGAGGCUCACCUUGCAAUUUCCCAUAUAUUAAACACCACAUUGUAAAGCAGUACUUGAAUACAAAGGAGGGAAUUAGAUUGGCCGUGAAAAUUGAGGGUUGUAUUUGCAAAUCUCCUAACUAUGUACAAAGAUAUAUACCAGGGCUUCAUUUUUGUUCUCGUCAAAGAUAGAACCAUGAAAAAAACGAGGAGGAAGGAGACCGGGACCAAUCAACAAUGUCUUACGAUGAAAGAAGAUGAAAAAGAUCCGUUUUCAAUCAUUCCUCUCAAUCUGAUCGUAGAGAUUCUCAUGAAAAUUCCGACCAAAUCUGUAGCCAGCCUAGUCUUGGUUUCAAAAAAAUGGCUAUCCAUAAUCCGCCGCAAAGAUUUUAUCAACCUGUACAUGUCUCGAUCCUCGACUCGGACGCGUCUUCUCUUCACAAUCUUCCGCAUGCACGUGAGAGAGCAGUUCUUACAAACCUGCUCCCAGGUUGAUCCAUCUUCUAAUGAUCAUCGUCAUAGGUUAAACAUAACUCAACACCGUAUGCAUGUGUAUGCUUUUUCUCCACCCAUCCGCGGCUUGAUCUGCCGUCAAAUGGAUUCUAAAGUGGUGAUUGCAAACCCUAGCACGGGCCAGCUCUUAACGUUACCUAGAGUCAAAACUAUUAGAAGAGGUGUAUUAUCCUUUUUAGGGUAUGAUCCAAUGAAUGAUCUAUAUAAAGUCUUGUGCAUGACGGUACUAGGAGGUCAUCAAGGAGGUCAUCAAAGACGUUCACAAGUUGUGUCAGAGGAGCAUCAAGUUUACACUCUAGGAGGAGGUCAACAAAAAUGGAGAAUGAUUGAAUGUGAGCAUCCUCAUCUUCCUCCUCCUACCUCUUGUGUACCUGCUAAAUGUAUAUGCAUAAAUGGGAUACUAUAUUAUUUAGGGGGGGGAGGGGAGAAUUACACAGAGGAAUCUCUAAGAUCUUGUUUAGCCAAAGAAUCUGCUUUUUCAUUGUUCUUGCGAGAAAUAUGAAAAAAAUGAUAAAAUUAAAAAUAUCUUUGACAAUACCUACAAUUUUCUUCGACUGAUGUUUGUCGUUGAUUGCUCCCAUGAGCGUUGAGCUGUCGGAGCAAACCCAUAGCUUUGAGAGCUUCAUUGUUGCCGCCAUGCAGAGGCCCGAUCGGACUGCUAGUGCUUCUACGAUUAGUGAGGAGUAGCUAUCAACCUUGUAUAUACAUAUUGCUGCAUACAUUUAUAUAAAGAAACAAAAUUCCUCUUAUAACUCAUGCCCAGUGGAAUAU